Messenger RNA from Mesocestoides corti, 327 nucleotides. NCBI's taxonomy places the organism in Eukaryota, Metazoa, Platyhelminthes, Cestoda, Cyclophyllidea, Mesocestoididae. The record is from the annotation of a GenBank genome assembly.
AUGCCUUUCUCAACUUAUUUCCAGGGUUCAGGCCCCUCAAUGCGGGACACCAUUGCUAUUUCCAACCCCACAGUUGAACACUGUGUAAUACCUGCUUCCCUUCUCAAUCUCAUUUCUACCUUCGACGCCUGUGUUCGAGCUGAGGGAGGUGGGAAUAUUGAUGAAGAUGAUUCCGACACUGAGGUUUCCCAGCCGAUACUCAAGGACAUCGACUUUCGGCUCCUACGGGUUCCCACGCCUGAGGUGCUCUGCGUAAACGGGAGCCGCGUUGGCCGAGCGUGGACAGGCUCGGCUGUCCCGAAAAACAUUUUCUUUUCAUCCCUAUAA